AUGCGUGAAAUCAACGCGUUAAGCUCCCAAAUUGAAGAAAGUGAAUAUUAUGUCCGAGAUGUACUUAUAAAAUACAUCCAAGAUAAAUCUGUUUUAAAAGAAGUACUCAAUGCUGUGACCUUUCAUAAACGUCUUCUGGAAGACAUAGAAAAACGCUCUAAUGAUUUAACCAAUGAGCACUGGAUACAACAAGUUGAAAACUACAAAAACAAAGAGAAAACGCUUGAAUCCUCAAUGAAUUCAAUAAUUCAUCAAAAUCGUGAAUUACUUGAAGAGAAUGAACUUUUAACCCGUAAAAAUGAGAAAUUAAGUGCGGCUAUGUUGUGUUUACAAGAAUCCGGUGGAAAUACUCUGAAUAAAACCCAAACAUCCUCAAAGUGUAUUCUUGAAGAUCUCAGUAAAAACAAUGAUAGACUGAGGCAAAAAGUUAACGGAAUUAUGAGUCAAGUUGGAAGUAUGGAAGAAACAGUGAAGAAGUUUCAAAAAAAGUGUCAAUUUCUGCAACAACAGUUGAAUAAUUCCAAUAAUCAACUGCAUAAUACAAAAGCGUUUUUUGAGAAAAGUAAAAUUGAGUACGAAAUGCACGUCGCCAAGUUGUCUAAUGAAUUGCACAGCGUCAGCAGUAUAGUCAAAGAUUCCACAGAUCAAAGUAACAUUAUAAUGCAGGAUUUGGAAAUGCUUAAAAUGCAACUGCAACCCAUCGCGACGUCCAUCAACUGGGAUAAAUUUCGAAAAUGUGUGAGGCCUUUGCCUGAAAUGAUAAACAUUCAUCGAACUUGCAUUAAUGAAUUGAGUAGUGCAUUGAUUUAUAAACAGAAAGAAUUGAAUUUGGCAUCAUCUGAAAAUGAAACUUUAAAACUUUCAAGUUCCAAUCAUGAACCUCUUAAAGAUAGAAUACAACAACUUUGUUCACAAUUAGAAGAAUCUCUUAAGGAAGAAAAGUCUUUAAAAGAAGAUAUAGAUUCAUUAAAACAUGAAAUAUUAACAAAGGAACAAAAUAUUGAAUCAUUACAAUCAGUAAUUGCUGAUAAAGACAAUGAAAUCGAUGUUAAAGUAAAUUUACUUAAUGAAAGUGCUGAUAAAAUCAAUGAAUUAAACGAUCAGUUAGCAAAUGCUAAGACAGAAUACAAUCAGCUAUUGUUCAACACUGAGAAAUAUCGACACGAAAACAAUGCUCUUCACAUGCAGGUCAAAGGCAUGGCGCAGGUGUUAACUGCGACUGGAGCUGGUGAUAUUGCGAAAGAAUUGGCAAAUUCACAAGAGAAGUUAACAGCCAUACAGACGCAAUUUUUGCUGUAA
Messenger RNA from Dalotia coriaria, 1299 nucleotides. RefSeq names its product repetitive organellar protein-like. The transcript has 5 exons. The record is from RefSeq and is a predicted model, not a curated record. NCBI's taxonomy places the organism in Eukaryota, Metazoa, Arthropoda, Insecta, Coleoptera, Staphylinidae. Bases 1 to 1299 code for a protein of 432 amino acids.